Lindgomyces ingoldianus is the source of this 1305-nucleotide messenger RNA. RefSeq lists its product as uncharacterized. Bases 1 to 1305 code for a protein of 434 amino acids. The record is from RefSeq and is a predicted model, not a curated record. The transcript is spliced from 9 exons. NCBI's taxonomy places the organism in Eukaryota, Fungi, Ascomycota, Dothideomycetes, Pleosporales, Lindgomycetaceae.
AUGAAGCCAAACGCACCGAAGCUUCUGGUAACGCGGGGACUGAAGAUGAUCAACGACGCUCAAGGCAAAAUGAACUUUCCCUUUGAUAACCGUGCCGACUGCCCUCGUAACUGGGCCAUUUCCCCGGACAUGGACCCCCAUCGGGUAAUGCAAGUGAAGACGGGAUUAACCAGUCCCGCAAAAGCCAGCUUAGAGGCGCAAAACUUUGGCGAUGCCCGAAUCACGUAUCCAGAAGGUGGCCAAGUGGCCCGUCCGUAUUGCUCAGGCAGCGCCAGUUGGAGCCAAGACAUGGAGACGAGAUGCUGGCGCAGGCAUUGGCUUCGGCUGUGGCAACACCCAAAGCCAUCGACGUCUGAGGUCGCUAUUUUAUUGAAACGGUGGCUUGCUCUCGCUGGCUCGUUUCUGGCGGACCGUGUCGCAGAGAGACAAUGUCGAGUCGCAGAUCCGUUUCAUGAAUUGAGUCCGGGAUUCAUCGAGGGGGUGCCAAAGGUGAUGUGUUGCGAUAAGGAAAGAGUGUUGGAGAUUGGAAUAGACUCUUGGAGAGUAAUGUUUGAUGGACGGCAGUGGGCAUGUGGCAGGGGAACCCGUGGUCCUCCUUCAUCUUCUCCACGCUGCGUCUGUCUUUUUUGCCAGAUUAAAAUUGAUGCAUUGACGACAGCGCAGUUAGUGCUUGGCUUAGGUCGCAUCAGGAAGUCCAGAUCGCGAGGUGGUGCUCGCUUCCUCACUUUCAUGGAUGUCGCCAGCCGUCUGAUCUCAAAGCUUCAUCAGGUAAUCUAUGAUGGAUCAUGCUGGUCAAUAUCACCCCCUUCAAACCCCUUCUUCGCGAUAACCCAGAACACCGCAUUCUUGCAUCACCACCCAUUCAUGCCCCCACCAUCCCGCCCUUCCAUGCGCUUCCAGCCGGAAUCCCAAAAUCUGGAAGCUGCAAACCUGGCAGACGGCUUGUGCAACGCCAGCAGCAUCGCGGCAGCGCAUCGGACCUCAGCUCGCAAUGACCAUCAAGCAGUUGUACGGCGGUGGCGCCCUGUAUUCCGCCCGUGUGAGAACAAGAGAGUCGUAUCUGCACCUAACCACUUCCUUUGGUUGGAAGUGGAAAACUGGCUUAUAGUUGCAUUUUGGCGACGCCACAUCUGCCUCUAUCAUGCUUUCGGUCUCGUGAUGCUGAACAAGGUAGCAAACUGCUGUGCCUUCCUCUCACAUAUCUCAAAGGCUAUCAACUUAGAAUUGCCAGUGCGCCCUCGCCGUAUGUGCGGCACACGCGACGUUCAAGACACUCAAAACCCAGAACUCCAGACUAUUUCCUAA